AUUCCGGCCGCCAACACGCACAGCGGAUUUUCGCGGUAAAAUGAAAAUGUGUUUGUAAUGUUGAUCAGAUUAAUUCUGAGUUCUCAUAUUUAGCUAGCGUGUAGCUAAUAGCUGUAGCUGGCAUUUAAAAUCCCGUUGUUUGGAGAAUUAGCUCGUCGGCGUUGCUAUGAAGUGAGAGCAAAGCUAACGUUAGCUUUCAAACCAUCAUCAAAUCAAUAUCAUCGUAGAUCAAUAAAGUGGUAACUAUACAGCUUAAAACAAUGGCACUUGUUACCGGGGAGAGCCUAAAAUCAGAGCUGGAAAUGUUCGACAUAGCCUGCCAAGAUGACUACGCCCUCGAUAAGAUGGUGGAGCAGUGUAUCUGUAACAGGAUACAGGCAGAUGAGAUGGUGCUGGAGUGGGUGGCCUACAGCACCACAAAAAAUGGACUAAAACUCACCGUGGACACUCUGGAGCAAUUCGAACACGAGGUGUUAAAUAAGAAGAAUAAACACAAACAAAGCUUCAGAAAGGAAGAAGCUCUUAAUAGAACCAGAGACAUCCACUCACUACAGGACUUAAUCAAAGCCGAGGAAGAGGAGGAGAAUCUACUGGACUCCUACUCUACUCCUGCUAAGGGCUCUCAGAAGCGAGCAUUGACCACUCCUGAACACCCGCAUUCAAAAAGAAGUGCAGCUCUGCUUGCCAGCCCGGGCCUCCUGCUGUCUCCUGCUAGCUUUUCUCCCAGUUCGACCCCAUCACAGAAGUACAGCCAGCGAGGAGGAAAAGGGGAGGUGGUGGUCACAUUCGGGGCCGUGCAGGGAACCCGCUGGGCAGGCAGGAAGGCUCCGGGCGCAGGCGUCGAGCUGGAACUGCUGGAAGGGCCUGAAGACUCCCUCCGCUGCAGCUACAAGUACAUGUUCCAGAGGCUGCGCGACGUCCGAAAUGUGUUGACAGAGAAGAUAGAGGAGCUUGGCGAGGGCCUCAAGUCUCACUUCAACAUCGAAGAGUUCUCCCCUGUCUCUCUGCCCGCCCAGGACGGUAUAACAGUGUUGGGUCAGGUUUGCUGCGACAGUAAUGGCAAACUGAACGCACAGUCGGUUCUGUUGGAGGCGGGACCAGAGCAAGGUGGUCAGCAAGUACCUGUUGACCUAUCAGAGCUUAAAGAGUACUCCUUGUUUCCGGGUCAGGUGGUAGUGAUGGAGGGGAUGAACACAACAGGGAGAAAACUGAUGGCUUCCAAACUUCAUGAGGGAGUCCCUCUUCCUUUCUACACUUCUGAGGUGAAAAUGGAGAUGGAUGAAGAGCCAAUGAAUGUACUGGUGGCAUGCGGACCGUACACUCCCUCUGACAGCCUGACCUUUGACCCUCUGCUGGACCUAAUCAAUGUCAUUGUCAGGGAUCGCCCUGAUGUCUGCCUGCUGCUGGGCCCGUUUGUGGAUUCCAAACAUGAACAAAUUGAGAAAGCCCAGGUGACCGAGACGUUUGAGGCCAUUUUCACAAGAUGUAUCGACAGUAUUGUGGAUGGAACAAAAAGUGUUGGCUGUCGCCUGGUGUUUGUGCCCUCCCAGAGAGACAUCCACCAUCAUUUCAUCUACCCACAGCCUCCCUUCACCUUGCCAAACCUCAACAAGGACCAGGCCCAGCGUGUCACCCUGGUCCCUGACCCCUGCACCCUGCUGAUCGACGGUGUGACCUUUGGCUUAACGUCCACUGACAUCCUGUUCCACAUGGGUGCAGAGGAGAUCAGCUGUGGAAGUGGAUCGGACAGAUUUUCACGCAUACUGAAGCACAUGCUGACCCAGAGGAGUUACUACCCGCUGUAUCCGCCCGUGGAGGAGGUGAACAUGGAUUAUGAGAAGUUCCAGAGCUUCGGUCAGCUGCCGCUCACCCCCGACGUUCUCAUCAUUCCCUCUGAGCUGCGCUACUUUGUAAAGAAUGUGGUCGGCUGCGUUUGUGUCAAUCCUGGACGUCUGACUAAAGGCCAGGUGGGCGGCACCUACAGCAGGCUGCUCAUUCAGCGCAGCGCUACAUCAGAAGACGAGAAGAGAGUGAGCCCCUGUCUGGCUGCUCAGGUGGUGAAAAUCUAAAAUCUAAAAGGACAUUCAGUAACUGGAUGCUCGUUGUCCACAGACAUAAGCCGACUUGACUGGGACCAGUUCGCAAGCAGCUUUGAACACUGCACUCAGCAGCAACGCUGAUGUAAAAUAUGUUAAAACAAUUCACUGUACUGUUGAAAAACCUGUUGGUUUAUUUUUAUAUGACAAGCGUAUUGUGGUGGAAUCAGUCACUCAGAACAGCAAUAAUCUUUUCAAUAAAUUAUUCUCAGACUUUGUACAAUCUCCUCUCUCUGUUAGCCAGAGCAUUAUAUCUGUGUCUGCGGUUCUGAUUGGAGGAUUUCUUUUGUAUCUCAAAACUGUCACCUAAAAAUAAAAUAAUUGCUUAAUAUGUAUGUAAUGCAGUUUAAUGUAGUGGAGUUAUUCCAGGUGAUAUUUCUUUAUUUUUCAAUGGAAAUCAUGCAGCGUUUAGAUCAAAUCAAACAGCAGGGGGGAAAAGACUUUUGUUUCAGCUCCUUUACCAUAAGUUGUUUUAAAUAAACUGAAUUCCAUGUAA
Molecule: messenger RNA, 2592 nt
Organism: Dicentrarchus labrax (European seabass)
Lineage: Eukaryota; Metazoa; Chordata; Actinopteri; Moronidae
Gene: pola2
Product: polymerase (DNA directed), alpha 2
Exons: 18
Coding region: 261-2069 (602 amino acids)
Biological process (GO): DNA replication; DNA replication initiation
Cellular component (GO): alpha DNA polymerase:primase complex
Molecular function (GO): DNA binding
Source: RefSeq, a predicted model, not a curated record